Cephus cinctus (wheat stem sawfly) is the source of this 1339-nucleotide messenger RNA. RefSeq names its product mRNA turnover protein 4 homolog (gene RpLP0-like). The record is from RefSeq and is a predicted model, not a curated record. Gene Ontology annotation, biological process: rRNA processing; nuclear-transcribed mRNA catabolic process; ribosomal large subunit assembly. The transcript has 5 exons. NCBI's taxonomy places the organism in Eukaryota, Metazoa, Arthropoda, Insecta, Hymenoptera, Cephidae. Bases 130 to 846 code for a protein of 238 amino acids. Gene Ontology annotation, cellular component: preribosome, large subunit precursor; nucleolus. Gene Ontology annotation, molecular function: RNA binding.
AGUGGAUGUGAACGCAGCCCGGAAAGAACCAUCUUUGUUUUCUUGUAACGCGGUGGAGCACAUGGUUGUCACUGUACGGUACGGCAUUUAGAAGUAAUUUGAAAAGUUUUACGUGAUCUUCGUAGGAAAAUGCCGAAAUCAAAGAGGGAUAAGAAAAUAUCUCUUACCAAAACCAGUAAAAAGGGUUUGGUGCUGAAACAACAAAUAGUUGAGGAUAUCAGAAAAUGUGUGGAUCAGUAUAGUCGUAUAUUCUUAUUUUCUGUACAAAACAUGCGCAACAACAAAUUAAAAAACUUGAGAGGAGAAUGGAAAGAUAGUAGAUUCUUUUUUGGCAAAAAUAAAGUAAUGGGAUUGGCUUUGGGAAAAUCGCCAGAGGAUGAAGCUGCCGAUGGUUCUCAUGAGCUUUCUAAGGCACUUAGGGGACAGUGCGGACUAUUGUUCACAAACAGACCUAAGAAGAAGGUGCUCAGUUGGAUGGAAGAGUAUGGAGAAGAAGAAUAUGCCCGUUCUGGUUUCAUUACUACAGAAACUGUUGUUCUUCACGAAGGUCCUAUGCCUGAUUUUCCACAUAGUAUAGAACCACAUCUAAGACAGUUAGGAAUGCCAACUGCUUUACAAAAGGGUGUAGUCACAUUAAUUAAAGAUUUUGAAGUGUGCAAAAAGGGUCAGACACUUACUCCGGAACAAGCCAGAAUACUAAAACUUCUUGGCCAGCCUCUAGCUACCUUCAAACUAACACCGUUGGGUGUCUAUUCCAAAAAGCAUGGAUAUAGUGAUCUAGUAUCCAGCGAUAGUACAAAGGAGGAUGCGGAGGACAUGGAAACCCAAGAUACAGAAGAAACAUAACACAAUAUAAUGGUACAUACUACUGGCUCCGAGACGUCAGAUGUUGUCAGUAUAUAAAGGAAUGUCGCAAAGUACCAUUGGAGUCAGAAUCAAAGCGCGGAAGAAGCGCGACUUCCAUAGAUUCCUGGGAUACGUCGGAAAAUGACAACUCAGCAAGAAAGAAAGCUCGUCGCUUGGCCUCCAAAGUAUUUACAACGGAAUUUCACUAAUUCCUUCUUCCACAGUCCAAUCCACUUCACCUGGAAUUUCAAUUAUUUCAGUGCAAAUCCCGCUGGCCAAGCGAGACAUCGUUGCACGAAGAGUCUUAAGGAAUCCAGAAUUCCCACUCCGUCUCAAUUACAAAUAAAAAUGACACUGAUAAAAAAAACCUUCUCCUCGACUAAUCAGCCCAGUAACACUGUACAAUUAAGAAAAAAAAAAAGAAGCACAUUCGUAAAAGCCACAAGAUCAAUAAUUAAUCCUUCGAAUAAAAAAAUGUCACUCACUGCCAAAA